Messenger RNA from Lepisosteus oculatus (spotted gar), 3663 nucleotides. RefSeq names its product tousled-like kinase 2 (gene tlk2). The record is from RefSeq and is a predicted model, not a curated record. Gene Ontology annotation, biological process: peptidyl-serine phosphorylation; chromosome segregation; intracellular signal transduction. Gene Ontology annotation, cellular component: perinuclear region of cytoplasm; nucleus. NCBI's taxonomy places the organism in Eukaryota, Metazoa, Chordata, Actinopteri, Semionotiformes, Lepisosteidae. Gene Ontology annotation, molecular function: ATP binding; protein serine/threonine kinase activity.
AGAGGCUAUAGGCGGGGUGGGAAAAAACGGGAGCACGAUCUCACGAGAAAGAAUGAGAUUUACCGAUUAUUGUUUACAUUGUUAAAAAAAGAUAACCGAACCGAAUCAAUCCGGAUUGACCUGAAUUUAUCGGAACACGAUCACUUCCGCAGCGGAACACGGGACCCUCGAUAGAUGGGUUGUAUCUUGCGUGUUUGCUAUACAUACUUUAUAGCGGUUGCUCUGUGAUACAGGUUUAGACUCACCUCGAAAAACAACAAAAAACCUAAUCGUUUUCUGCAGCCCAUCCCAAAUGAAAUAGGCGAGAGGACGGAGUUUAUUUUGUAUAGUGUGAGUAAAGAGAGCAGUCGGGUUUUCCUCAGAAGGAAAAGUAAAUACCCCGGAGCUGCCCGCGCAGGGUUAGCGGUAAAGCGGGGUCGGGAAAGCCCGAGGAUUUCUAGGCCGCAGCGAGAGUCCCCGCCACCUCUCAGGAUCAGGGCCGCGGUGGCUGUAUCGAGCAACCUGUGCUGUGUUUUGGAGCCCUGCAAAGGCAAAGGACGGGGAUUGGGACGAGGCCUCGUUGGGAGUGUCGGGGGUAGCUGAGGAGGGCCGCAGGAGGCUCGGAGUCGACUCCCAGCGAGUUACCCUGACCCCCGGGGCCCGAGAAAAACUACACCGCCGCAGAAAUGAUGGAAGAAUUGCACAGCCUGGACCCUAGGCGGCAGGAGCUGUUGGAAGCCAGGUUCACAGGGGUUGGGGUCACCAAGGGAUCAGGUAAUAAUGAGUCUUCCAACCAGAGUCUGUGCAGCGUGGGAUCUCUCAGUGACAAGGAGCUAGAGACACCUGAGAAAAAAUCCAAUGAUCAGAGGAAUCGGAAACGAAAAGGAGAUCCAUAUGACACCAGUCAAGGGAAAUGUGGAACAAGAGGGCAUAAAAUUAGCGAUUACUUUGAGUUUGCGGGUGGCAGUGGCCCUGGUACCAGCCCCGGUAGGAGUGUCCCACCAGUGGCACGCUCUUCUCCUCAACAUUCCUUAUCUAACCCCCCCGCCUCGGUCCAGCAGGGCAGUCCAUCAUCUACAGGCUCUGCCAACACUGACCAUUCCUCCAGCUCCCAGAAGCCCAUCUCCACUCUGCAUAAAGCAACACAGUCGGACCUCACAAUUGAAAAGCUUAAAGCUUUGGAAAACAACAAGAACUCUGAUCUGGAGAAAAAAGAGGGAAGAAUAGAUGACUUAUUGCGGGCAAACUGUGAUCUACGACGGCAGAUUGAUGAGCAACAGAAGAUGCUGGAAAAGUACAAGGAACGGUUAAACAAGUGUGUGACCAUGAGCAAAAAGCUACUAAUUGAGAAGUCCAAACAGGAAAAAAUGGCAUGUCGAGACAAGAGCAUGCAGGACCGUUUGAGACUUGGGCAUUUCACCACAGUGCGGCACGGAGCCUCUUUCACAGAGCAGUGGACUGAUGGAUACGCCUUUCAGAACCUCAUCAAACAACAGGAGCGAAUAAACACCCAGCGUGAAGAAAUCGAGAGGCAGCGGAAAAUGUUGGCAAAACGGAAACCUCCAGCCAUGGGCCAGACGCCACCACCCAACCUGGAGCAGAAUAAACGCAAAAACAAGGCCAAUGGUGCUGAGAGUGAAACGUUAACGCUUGCCGAAUACCAUGAGCAAGAGGAGAUUUUUAAGUUGAGGCUUGGACACCUCAAAAAGGAAGAAGCUGAGAUACAGGCAGAGCUGGAACGGUUAGAGAGAGUACGAAACCUGCACAUUCGGGAGCUCAAAAGGAUACACAAUGAAGAUAAUUCUCAGUUCAAAGAUCACCCGACAUUAAAUGACAGAUACCUGUUACUACAUUUGCUAGGAAGAGGCGGGUUCAGUGAGGUCUAUAAGGCCUUUGACCUUACAGAACAGAGAUAUGUCGCUGUUAAAAUUCACCAGUUAAACAAGAACUGGAGAGACGAAAAGAAAGAAAACUACCACAAACAUGCCUGCAGGGAAUACAGAAUCCACAAAGAGCUGGACCAUCCUCGAAUAGUCAAGCUCUAUGACUAUUUCUCACUCGACACAGACUCGUUUUGUACAGUUUUGGAGUACUGUGAGGGGAACGACUUGGAUUUCUACUUGAAACAGCACAAGCUAAUGACCGAGAAGGAGGCUCGUUCCAUCAUCAUGCAAAUUGUUAACGCACUAAAGUACCUCAAUGAGAUCAAGCCCCCCAUCAUUCACUAUGACCUCAAACCAGGUAAUAUUCUCCUUGUCAACGGGACGGCAUGUGGGGAGAUUAAAAUCACAGAUUUUGGUUUGUCCAAGAUAAUGGAUGAUGACAGCUAUAACUCAGUGGAUGGCAUGGAACUGACAUCACAAGGCGCUGGAACCUACUGGUAUCUUCCCCCUGAGUGUUUUGUGGUGGGGAAAGAGCCUCCAAAGAUCUCCAACAAGGUGGAUGUUUGGUCAGUGGGUGUCAUCUUCUACCAGUGUCUGUAUGGGAGGAAGCCUUUUGGUCACAACCAGUCACAACAAGACAUUCUUCAGGAGAACACCAUUCUGAAGGCCACAGAAGUACAGUUUCCACCUAAACCAGUAAUCUCCCCAGAAGCAAAGGCAUUCAUCCGCCGCUGUCUAGCAUAUAGAAAAGAGGACAGGAUAGAUGUCUUACAGCUGGCGAGUGAUCCUUACUUGAUGCCUCAUAUCCGCAAGUCUGUGGCCACUACUGGCACCCCAGGGAGCGCCAUCCCAUCCACGUCAAGUUCCUCCAAUAGCAGUGCCUCAAACUGAUUGGCUGGCACCUGCAGCUGCACACCUGAAGAAGUCCCUAGUACAAAUUUGAGAUUUAAAACGGAGAAAGAAAUGGAAGAACAGAGAAGGCCAGGACCGUGAGAACGGGAGGCAGAAUUUCUGGCCCAGUGUUACUUUCCGAGAGCCUUUUCCGUGGGAUACCGUGCUGAAAGCAGCAUGACUGCCUUGCUGUGAGAAGCACAGGAAAGAUAAAUCGAUAGAUGUCGAAGCACUGGGGUGAAACAGAAACACAUGAAAUACAGAGCUACAAACCGAAUUUAGAGGAUUUUUUUAAAUAAGUCAGAACUGUCAACAACUAAGGCCCUACCCAAACAGCACUUGUAGAGCUGAUAACUGUACUUGGAUGACAUUUCAAAGCUUUUGUUCUGUGAGAGUGUGUAAGUGCUCAGAAAGCAGCAAAGGCCCCGACAGGAUGUAAGUUAGUUGAGCUUUUUCUAAACCAUGCCCUCGUCAUAUUGUAGCCACAUCAUAACUUUAUGGUGAUCACAGGCUGGUUUUUCACUUUCUCCUAUAAUAAUCCUUAUCUGUCUGAGCUUGAUAAGAGGGAUGCUCAGUUUUCUCUUCCCUAACCCUAGUCUGAUACUACUUGGUGGUAGUUCCACUUUAAUUUUAAGAGUUUGUGGACUCAAGACUAAAAAAGGCAAAGGAGGGAAGAGAGGGUCAUUGCAUUUUAGCAGGUUAUACUUGUAUGUUGUUUUUUAGUUGUUUUUAACAUUUUAACAGAAAUGAAAACUGGAAUUAAUUUGUUUUUAUUAUUUUUAGGUUAUGUGUUUUUCUUAAUAUCCCUGUUUUUUAUCCAUGAGGGGCUUGAAUUUCAGUAUGUUGUAUGAGGAGGAGGGAGGGCCUUAGAGUAAAAUUGCAUAUAAACCAUUAAAUAUUGUUAAAAAAU